GUGACGUCACCGGAGAGUGAGGGAGGGGGCUCCACCGUUAGUGAGUGUGUGAAUCAUAUUGUCCAUGUGUGUGUGUGUUUGAGAGAGUACCGUUUUCAGCAGCAGCUCUGCCCCCGUCAGUGUGUGAGGCUUUACGGAUCCGGACUGAGUGCAUUCUCUGGGGACUCUGAGAGGACUGACCGGGUCCAGGAUAACAGAGUCCGGGAUCAGAGUGUGUGCUGCAGCCUGUGGAGCCUCUUCAUCCUCUGCACCACCAGCAGCAGGACCAGCAGCAGCAGUGCGUGGACCUGCGGACCCAGCAGCGUCUGUCUGAGUACAGUGAUGGAGCUCUCUGUUCUCCUCCUCUUCCUCGCUGUGGUGCCUUUCCUCAGCGUGUCAGCGUAUAAUACAUCAGCUGGUUGUGUGAUCAUCCGUCCUCCUAGAGAUGGAGGGAUCAGGUACAGGGGACUGACACAGGAACAGAUCCGCAGUGUUCAGGUGCUCCCUGUGGAUUAUGAGAUCGAGUAUAUCUGUAGAGGACACAGGAUGAUCGUGGGUCCGAAGGUCAGAAAGUGUUUGCCCAACGGCACGUGGACUGACCUGAGCCAGAGGAGCAGAUGCUUGUUGUUGUGUCCUCGUAUGUGGACGUCUUUAGAGAACGGCCGGGUAUCCCCAAGGCCCCCGGGGCCCCCUGUGGAGGGCACGGUGCUGCGCUACAGCUGUCUGCCCGGUUUCAUCCUGAUGGGACGAAACUCCUCUCAGUGCAACAAGAUGGGGAAGUGGGACAGGCCUAAACCUGUGUGUCACUACGAUCGGCUCUACAGAGGAAAGAAGAAGCUCUACAUCGGAGCUCUGUUCCCCAUGAGCGGGGGCUGGCCGGGGGGACAGGCCUGCCUCCCCGCCGCUCAGAUGGCUCUGGACCUGGUCAACAAGAGGAGCGACAUCCUGCCGGACUACGAGCUGGAGCUGAUCCACUAUGACAGCAUGUGUGAUCCUGGCGAGGCCACCAAGCUGCUGUAUGACCUUCUGUACACGGAGCCCAUAAAGAUUGUGUUGAUGCCGGGCUGCAGCUCUGUGUCCACACUGGUCGCUGAAGCUGCUCGCAUGUGGAACCUUAUUGUGUUGUCGUACGGCUCCAGCUCUCCUGCUCUGUCAAACCGUCAGCGGUUUCCCACCUUCUUCAGAACGCACCCGUCGGCCACUCUGCACAACCCGACACGAGUCCAGCUCUUCCAGAAGUGGAAAUGGACCAAGAUCGCUACCAUCCAGCAGACCACUGAGGUCUUUAUAUCUACUCUGGAUGAUCUGGAGGAGAGGGUGAAGGAGGCGGGGAUUGAGAUCAGCGUUCGUCAGAGUUUCCUCACAGACCCUGCUGUAGCUGUCAAAAACCUCAAGCGCCAAGACGCCAGGAUCAUUGUGGGUCUGUUCUACGAGACCGAGGCCCGCAAAGUCUUCUGUGAGGUGUAUAAGGAGAAGCUGUAUGGGAAGAAGUUUGUGUGGUUCCUGAUUGGCUGGUACUCAGAUAACUGGUUUAAGAUCAAAGACCCAUCCAUUAACUGCACGGUGGAGCAGAUGACAGAGGCCGUGGAGGGUCAUGUGACCACUGAGAUCGUCAUGCUCAACCCAGAGACGGUGCGAGGAGCCUCCAACCUGACCGCUCAGGAGUUUCUGGGCCAGCUGAUGUCUAAACUUGGGGGGAAGAAUGCGGAGGAGAGGGGCUUCCAGGAGGCCCCUCUCGCCUAUGACGCUGUGUGGGCUCUGGCUCUGGCCCUCAAUAAGACAGUGGGGCCCCUGAGGGCCAAGGGCCUCCGGCUGGAAGACUUCAACUAUAACAACCGAGGAAUCACAGCAGAGAUCUACAGAGCACUCAACACAAGCUCCUUCGAGGGGGUCUCGGGUCACGUUGUGUUUGACGCUCAGGGGUCAAGGAUGGCUUGGACUCUGAUUGAACAGCUCCAAGGGGGGAGCUAUAAGAAGAUCGGGUACUACGACAGCAGCAAAGGAAACCUGUCCUGGUACGGAAACGACAAGUGGAUUGGCUCCGGCCCCCCUGCAGACCAGACGGUGGUCAUCGAGGAGUUUCGGUAUCUGUCUCAGAAGCUCUUUGUGACGGUGUCAGUGUUUGCUGGGUUUGGGAUCCUACUGGGGAUCAUCUGCCUCACCUUCAACAUCUACAACAGCAACGUCAGGUACAUCCAGAACUCUCAGCCGUACCUGAACAACAUGACAGCAGUGGGCUGUAUGAUGGCUUUAGCUGCUGUCUUUCCUCUGGGCAUCGACGGCCUGCAUGUCCACAAAACGCAGUUCCCUGUCGUCUGCCAGUUUCGUCUGUGGCUGCUUGGGCUGGGCUUCAGUCUGGCGUACGGCAGCAUGUUCACGAAGAUCUGGUGGGUUCACACCGUCUUCACCAAGAAGGAGGAAAAGAAGGACAGGAGGAAGCACCUGGAGCCUUGGAAACUGUACGCCACAGUGGGAGUCCUGCUGGGGAUCGAUGUUGUGUCUCUGAUGAUCUGGCAGAUCGUGGAUCCUCUGCACAUCACCGUGGAGAAGUUCACCAGAGAGGCCCCUAAAGGAGACCUAGACGUCCUGAUUCAGCCUCUGCUCGAACACUGCAGCUCCCAGAAGAUGAACACCUGGCUGGGUGUGGUUUAUGGUUAUAAAGGUUUGCUGCUGCUACUUGGGAUCUUCCUCGCCUACGAGACCAAAUCCAUCUCCACUGAGAAGAUCAACGACCACCGAGCGGUGGGCAUGGCCAUCUACAACGUGGCUGUUCUGUGUAUGAUCACAGCCCCCGUCACCAUGAUCUUAUCCUCGCAGCAGGAUGCCUCUUUCGCCUUCGCCUCCCUCGCUAUCGUCUUUUCCGUCUACAUCACGCUGGUGGUCCUGUUCGUCCCCAAGAUGAGGCGUCUGAUCACGCGGGGCGAGUGGCAGUCUGACGCUCAGGAGACGAUGAAGACCGGCUCGUCCACCAACAACAACGAUGAAGAGAAGUCCAGACAGCUGGAGAGAGAGAACAAGGAGCUGCAGAAGAUCAUACAGGAGAAAGAGGAGCGAGUUUCAGAGCUGAGGAACCAGCUGUCAGAGCGACAGGCCCUCAGGUCCAGGAGACGAGCCUCCACUGUCUCCAACCAGAACCACAGCACGCCCCCCCUAAGUGUUAUCCACAGCGACCCACGCUCACUGGCCCCACCCCCAGGCUACCCCGCCCCUACUCUAGACCCACACCCGGUCUCUGCGUCCUUUGCCAACUCAUCCAGUCUCUACCAGCCCGACAGCAAGAUCAGCAGGAACAACUGCCACACAAGCCGGCUGCAGCUGCUCUACAAGUGAGGAGGAGGAGUAGGAGGAGUAGGAGGUGGAGGAGGAAGAAGAGGAAGAGGGGCAUGGAGGAGGAAAAGAAGGAGAAAUAGGAAGGGGGGGGAGAUGGGAAGGGGGGGAGAAGAAUAAAAAGAAGGGGGAUGGGGGGCACAGACAGGAGGGUGGUCUGCAGGUUGAUGGUGCAGACAAGGGUACAGUGGAGAUAGGAUGAUAGUCUUCAGGUCUUCAGGGUGACGGUCUUCAGGAUGACGGUCCUCUGGAUGAUGGUCCUCAGGAUGAUGGUCCUCAGGAUGACAGUCUUCAGGAGGACAGUGCAGACAGGAGGACAGUCUUCAGGACUACAGUCAGAAGGAAAGAGUGUCUUCUGACUGCAGACCUGUCUCUGUAGCUCAGCAUAGACCAGAAGACAGGAGACCUUGAGUGAGGACUUGACCUGUCCUCCUGUGUGGAUUUUUUCUGAGCUGAUCAGUGUGUGUCCUCAGAGACAGUCAUGAUCACACAUGUUGUUAAUAAGACUUCAUGGGACCCCUCCGAGUGAGCUGCAGUCAUCAGGUGUUGUGUGCCAUGUAGUCUGAGGACAGGUAGCUCCUCUAGCAGGUUGUGUGUGGUUCAUCUCUCUGUAACUCACACCUCCACAUGUGUUAGAUAGAUGUUAGAAUCUGUGCUGUGAAGAAAACAGGAGGACACACCUGGACACACCUGCUCAAAAUCACUACAAAUGAAUAAUAUGCUGAGUCAUGUUAGCUCCUCUAAUGUUUGAUUUUACACCGUCUCUGUUCAAAGAGACUGCUGACUCAUUGUACUAUGUGUGUGUGUGUUUAU
Molecule: messenger RNA, 4119 nt
Organism: Notolabrus celidotus (New Zealand spotty)
Lineage: Eukaryota; Metazoa; Chordata; Actinopteri; Labriformes; Labridae
Gene: gabbr1b
Product: gamma-aminobutyric acid (GABA) B receptor, 1b
Biological process (GO): G protein-coupled receptor signaling pathway; gamma-aminobutyric acid signaling pathway
Cellular component (GO): G protein-coupled receptor heterodimeric complex; membrane
Molecular function (GO): G protein-coupled GABA receptor activity
Source: RefSeq, a predicted model, not a curated record